AUGACCGUUGUGGCGUUCGCCUCGGAUGUUGUCGACAUAUUUGAGGUGAACGACAUAAUGUCAUCAAAAGGUUGGCAUCUCAAUGCUCUGCAGAGACCUAACAGUCUGACAAUCCUUACCGGUUUCAAUUUGCACAUUUGUGUGACCCUUCAACACACGACUAUUUAUGACCAAUUCCUGAAGGAUCUGCAAUAUUCUGUGAACACUGUGAAAGCAAACCCAGGCCCUAUUAGCGGUGGAAUGGCUCCUAUCUACGGCGCCGCAGGGAAGAUGCCAGACAGAGGCACGGUGAAGGAGCUGCUUGUGGAGUUCAUGGACAGCUCUUGCUGA
Molecule: messenger RNA, 330 nt
Organism: Miscanthus lutarioriparius
Lineage: Eukaryota; Viridiplantae; Streptophyta; Magnoliopsida; Poales; Poaceae
Source: the annotation of a GenBank genome assembly